This is a messenger RNA of Acanthopagrus latus (yellowfin seabream), 419 nucleotides long. RefSeq lists its product as uncharacterized. Gene Ontology annotation, cellular component: heterotrimeric G-protein complex. Lineage: Eukaryota; Metazoa; Chordata; Actinopteri; Spariformes; Sparidae. Gene Ontology annotation, molecular function: G-protein beta-subunit binding. The record is from RefSeq and is a predicted model, not a curated record. The coding region runs from base 82 to 300 and encodes 72 amino acids. The transcript is spliced from 3 exons. Gene Ontology annotation, biological process: G protein-coupled receptor signaling pathway.
GGACGCUGUGUUUUAUUUCAGGCCAGCAGUGAAUGGUUCCCAUGAUUGCUCGCUCACUCUCCCUGUAACUUGGACUCAGUCAUGUCAAACAACAGCGCCACCAGCAGCAGCCUGGCCCUUGCCCAGAAGGCAGUGAAGCAGCUUCGUCUCGAGGCCAGUGUCCGUCGGAUAAAGGUUUCACAGGCUGCUGCAGAGCUGAAGACCUUCUGUUUGCAAAAUGCCCACAAAGACCCCCUCCUCACCGGGGUGCCCUCCAGUGAUAACCCAUUCAGGCCUCCCAAGUCAUGUGUCCUCCUCUGAGGGCUGAGAAGGAGUGCGAAAGACUAAGAUUUCGGUCAUGUGCCUCUGAAGAUAAAGAAGCCAAGAUAUCUCUCUCUCUCUCUCUCUCUCUCUCUCUCUCUCUCUCUCUCUCUCUCUCU